CAUUUUGAAUUUUUUUCUUAAAAUUCUUUCACUUCAAGAUAUCCUUCAUGGUUUAGAAGUGAAGAUGGAUGGCAAAGAGCGGGAAGAGGAACAACCGGGCGGAGAGGACGCCGCCGAGAAGAAGGGGCUUGUGAUAAAGAUUCCCUCGUACCAGGACGUUCUUCAAGCCUCUCAGUCCAAAACGGCACCGUCUUCUCUCUUCCACCCCAGUAGCUCAUUCUCUCAAGCCUUCAGUUUUGUCAAGAAUUCCGAGUUCUACUCUCAGCCGCCUCCGCCUUCCUCACAAGCUCCUCCCGUUUCACAAACCGUUGCUCCGAGUGAAUCAGAAGCUCCAUCUUCACCAGCAACGUGGCAAUCAUCAUCAUCUGCUGCAGCUCCACCCCCUCGAAAUGCGAUACUUGUUAGCCAUAGGCAGAAGGGAAAUCCUGUGCUGAAACAUAUUCGGAAUGUUAGAUGGACGUUUGCAGAUGUUGUUUGUGACUACCUACUGGGGCAGAAUGCUUGUGCCCUAUAUCUUAGCCUUCGAUAUCAUCUGCUUCAUCCAGACUAUCUGUUCUUUCGGAUAAGGGAGUUGCAGAAGAACUUCAGGCUUCGUAUUGUUUUGUGCCAUGUUGAUGUUGAAGAUGUUGUUAAGCCUUUACAUGAAGUUACAAGGACAGCCCUACUCCAUGAUUGCACCCUUUUAUGUGCUUGGAGUUCGGAAGAAUGUGCACGUUACUUAGAGACAAUCAAAGUUUAUGAAAACAAGCCUGCUGAUUUAAUUCAAGGCCAAAUGGAUACAGACUUUCUAUCUCGGCUAAAUCAUGCUCUCACAUCAAUCCGGCAUGUCAACAAGACAGAUGUUGUCACCCUUGGCUCCACAUUUGGGUCUCUUUCUCACAUAAUGGAUGCAUCCAUGGAAGAUCUUGCUCGUUGCCCUGGAAUAGGAGAGCGCAAGGUAAGACGCCUAUAUGACACUUUCCAUGAACCCUUCCAGCGUGAAGUGUCUAAACAUGCAGUUCCUGAAGUGGCUGCUAAUGAAAAUACGGGGCCAAGCUCUGUCACUCAAGGAGACAAAGACGAGAUAGAAGUAGAAGAUGCGAAGAUGCACAGAAACAAGGAGCCUGACAUAACAAUCAAGACGGCACUCUCAGCUGCCUUUGCCAAGUAUUCUCAUAGAAAAAAGAAUAAAUCACAACAAAAAGAUGAUGAAGGGUUCAACACCUCCACCCCAGAAGCAAACAAGAAAAAUAAUAGUGAUGAAUGAGUAUGAUGGAGUUCGUCAACCAUUAAAAGUAGACCAACCAAUUCCAAGAAGCUUCAAGGGGGGACUGUCCACAGGUGGUCAACAGAUUUUAACUUAUUUUUUGUGGCGAUGGGUACAAUAAAAUGUGGGAUCUUGCAAUGUAAAUUAAAAAAAAAGGAUGUGGUUAGCAGUCUGAACACACUUGCCAAUUAGCAUCAUGAUAGAUUUAUCUUGGCCACAUCCGCACCCAUAGUAGCUUUCCAAUUCCAACAAUCCAAAAGUGCUAUCUCCUUGAAGCCUUACAAGAAGCUGAAUGACAAUCUCAAAUCCAAUUAACUUGAAACAAAUCUAAAUCCAAUCAACUUGAAAUUGAAGUCGCUGCAGAAUGAGAUUUGAGAAUGAGUUUGUGGUAGAAAAAAUUCUUUAUUGGAAGAGAAUUUCUGAAAAUUACAAUAGGUAGGUAUUUUAAUUUUUAACUUUUACUAAUUUCAUGUUUCUUUCUGUAGAAGAUCUGUGAGGGCAUGCGUUUUUAUUAGAUCAUAAUAAUAAUAAUAUCAAUCAUAAUAAAAGCAUAAUAGUAGAUAUGAGUAUAUUCCCAGUUUUAUUGUAAACCAGCUUUAGAAUAAUCUAUUUGAGUAAAAGGAUAGAAUGUUUACCACAAACAAAUGUUUGGCAUUGAGGCAG
Molecule: messenger RNA, 1909 nt
Organism: Cuscuta europaea
Lineage: Eukaryota; Viridiplantae; Streptophyta; Magnoliopsida; Solanales; Convolvulaceae
Source: the annotation of a GenBank genome assembly